UGCUUGCUGCGUUUGAAAAUGCCAGACUUGGUUUAACUAAUAUUGCCAGCUGUGUGCCACUCUGCCGUACUCACCUCGUGCCAUUCACAUCCCGGCACAGAACCAUGUUCGACUAUCGGCCACCAGCCAACUGCCACAGUUAUUGCAUCGAGUGCAGCGCGGAGAGGAACUCUUUGCGCACUCCAUUUGUGAUAUCGUUUGGAGUGAUCUAUGCCCAACAUGGUGCACUGCGGUUAGAAGGAUGUUUGGAACCACAGUUUCCUACUUCAUACGCUGUGUGUGUCGCCAAUAUCGCCAGCGUGCGCAUCGCAGCUUCUAGUAAUCAAUUCACAUUGUUGGGUGAUACAAGUAACGGUGUACAAGUCUCUGUCCUCACAACGCCUGCUCUUCAACCUAUCUUCACCUCUUCCGUUUCGGUGCGCCGUUUGCCCUCCGCGGAUUCUGCAGGGGAUUGUGCCUGCGGUCCUUGGUUCACUGAUUGGAUUUAGGGUGAUUGCAGAUACCGGAAUACACGGCAGUAAGUGCAUUAACAGUUCGUCGAAAGGACUUCGAAUUUUUUCAUUUUUUAGUUAUGACAUCGGAGUACUCUGAAAUUGAUUCAGUAUUUAUUUCUGAAGAGAGCGGCCCUGAGAGUCUUGGCAGUCCUGAGGUUCAAAAGAAACCCAGCUGUGCUUGCAGUGCAAGUCCCAUAAAAAGUCCUGUAACGUCUGCCGAGUUUGGAAACUACUUGGAGAAGGAGAUUGUUCAGGGGAGUCGAUCAUUCCAUGGAACAGACACUGAAGCGGCUCACGAAGAGGGUAUUUAUGAGGCUGAUAUGACGGUCAAAGUGGUCCAGGCGCUUUCUGAACACUCCAAUGAUGGAACUUGCCUAAAAGUAGGUCAUUGCUCACCGAUACUGCGCAUUGACGACCCUGCAUGUGAUGCGUCACAGAUCCGUGAGACUGCUGUCUCUGCAAACAAUGAGCCGGGCUAUGUUAUGGAGGUUAAUCGGGCCUGCAUUUCGCCACCGAAAUGCGAGGAACGGUUUGCGCGAACCUCAAAUUGUGAGGAGGAAGUAAAUUUUGGAAAAGUAGAAUCUCCUGAAGUUGCGUAUGUUCCAUCACAGUCUUCAGGAACAGGAUCUUCAGCUGAGGGACUUGACAGGGCUGCGAACUUUAACAAUCCUUCAUCCGAUCUUGGCAUUCUCAAAGAUCGAGGGAUGCAAGUGGAGGAGACGAAUAGGUUUCUCAAAGACCGCAAAUUGUCAAGGAAGCCAUCGUCCAACCCAGCCAGAUCUUUGGUGGAGCAGCUGAAGAAGAUCGACCUCAGCUUGGAUGGAGGGACACUCAAAGUUUGCGACCGCAACCUUAGCGAAUAUGCUUUAGCGACAAUUGUGAAUGCUGUCAAGAAUAAUGACAAGCUCGCGGAGCUCGACUUAAGUGGAUGCUGUAUCCAAAAGGGAGAUGCCCUUGCCGAGCUUGUUCGGAAUUCUCCUUCGCUACAAAGGCUGCUUUUGGCGUGGAACUCCCUGGGUUCGGCUCGCACUGGCAUUGCAGCUCUUGCGUUUGCUGUCGCGUCAGCCCCUUCACUCCGAGAGCUGGAUCUACGGAGCAACCGAAUUGGACCGGCCACUGCCGCGGCUUUGGCGCUUGCACUUCGUUCGAACAACACCCUGAAACGCAUUGAUUUAACGUACAAUGAAGUGGGUACAAGUGGUGCAACAGCUCUUUUAGGCAUGCUUGAGAAGAAUCAUUUUCUCACCGAAUUGAAAUUGGCUGGAAACAACAUACCUUGUCAGCUUCUGGGACAAAUAGAUAGCUUGCUUCAGAAAAAUCGUGCCAGACACUCGAUGACGGAGGAUUGCGAUGAUCUUGCGGUCACACCAGAGAUUUGCGGAGAUGCAGGCUCGAGAGUUUCUGAUUUGAGAACCGCACGCCAUAGUCAAUCUCAAUGUUGGAUUUCAACUUUUCCUGAAGCAAAAUCGGCAAAACGAGCCUCAUCGACCAGAAUAUCGGGAAGAUCAACCGCUCAAAAUUCCAACAAGAUCAUUCAGGAUGAGUUAGAAAUGCUUCGCAAAAUCCUUGGUGAUGCGAAGGCAGAGUGCGAUGAUUUGUAUAAGCAAAAAUGCGAUACAGUUUGUCAACUUGAGGCCUCUCGAGAGGAGCUAGAUAAGGAGAUCAAGCGUCGAGGAAAAGUUCAACGUGAAACUGAGGAACUGAAAACGGAAAUUGCAAAAUUGAAACAGGAAAUAGGUUUUCUCCAAGACAAGUUGCAUUGCAAUGCCUGUGAGACUUACAAGAAAAUAGAUAUUCUUGAAAAAGAAAUUACGAACAGAAAGGAGAGCGAAAGAGUAGCCCAAGAACGAGAAGCAGAAGGCUUGAAGGAGAUUCAGCAUUUAACGGAUCAGUUAACGACAUUGCAAGAGGACAGCAUUAAACGUAUACACGCCAUGGAAGCAAAAUAUAAGAGCGAGGCUAAGCACAACGCUGUCCUAAUAAAUAAGCUGGAAUCUUCUAUUUCUCAACGCGAUCUAAAGCAACUUGAGGAGAUCGAGGCGGUCAGGUCCCAAUCAGAAGUUGAAAUUGACUCACUCAAAUCUAUUAGGGAUGACCUGAUUAUGGAAGUUGAAAAGCAGAAGGGCAACACUAAGCUUUGCGAGCAGCAACUAGUAAUCCAUAAGCAGGUCCUACAACAAGAAAAGGAGGCUAUUGAGCAAGAGCUGAAACUUCAAAUUAAAAUCCACGUGGUGAAAAUAGAAUGCCUUGAGAAUCAAUUGGAGGAGAAGGACAAGGAGAAUGCGAAAAUAAAGCAGAAACAUGGAGAACAUGUACAAGCCUUGGAGGAUGAUUUAAGGAAAGAAAGGGCAUCAGUAACAAGAGCUGGACUCAUUAAAUCUGAUGCCGAACAAAAAAUUGCUACAAUGGAAGCUGACAUGGAACUAUGGAAGGAGAAAUACAAGGCAGAGCAGGAGGGAGCAAUGUUUCUUGAAGAAAAAAUUCGAGCAGAUGAGCUUAAGUUUUAUUCUUGUGUGACAGCUUUAUGCAGCAAAAACGCAGAAGAGCAAGAAAUGAUGAAAGGAGAUUUAUGCCUACAACGAAAGAAGAUAGAAACUAUGCACAUGCAACACAAAGAGAUGCAAGCAGAACACGAUAGAAGGAUGAAAGACGUUGAAAUUCAAUUAAGAGGGACAGAAACAGCGGUAGUGGAAUGGGUUCAGCAACAAUUUUCCGCCCUCCUCGUAGCUUUAAGCUUCCAUGCUUCUCUUCCAGCCAUAAAGAACGGAUCUGUGUGGAAGUCUCACUUCAAUCGGGGCAUGGCCAUAGAGGGAUCGGACGGAGCUGAACCAAGACAGACUCGUAGUGCAUGCAUGUCUGAGAAUCAGGCAAGCUCUCCUUUGUCUCCAAGAAAAUCCCAAACUUGCCAACCAACAGAUGCAACAUCUACAGAUUUGCCUCCCAUGGCUUCACAAUCGAACCUAUUAAUGGCGAGAUUAAACCCUGCUCCAGUUGUCACCAAACCAGUCUCUCCAUCGAGCCAAUCAAAUACAAAAGCCAACCCUCCAGCCUCAGGAUUUCCCUCAACAACCCAACUGAUGACAGACAAAGGUCCUCGCCCGGGUCUUGCAAGUUCUAGAAGCAGUCGAAUGCUAGUCGACUAUACCUGCUCAGCACCGUCUUUGAGCGUGAUAAGUUUGGUCCAGCCCGUCCUGUAUGAAGAAGUUGGAACAGUUGAAGAGGAUCUGGUGUCCAGCGAUAGAGAAAGCGUCAACUCCGAUGAGAUGUGAUUCAGCCUUUUAUCGAGCUAACCUGAUAUUUAAAGGACCAUAUUGGUAAAAAAAAACGAACAGGUCCUAUGCAUCCCCUAUGCAGUCAGGCGGACCUGCUCCUUUUGCUCUCUUAUGGAGAGUCAGGAUUCUCAGACAAUAUCACUGAAUCCUUCAAAACCACAGAUGAGACCGUUCACAAACUAUUCACGCAAUUGAAUCGGCACACAGAGAGAUCAAUCUCAUGAACAUCAGACACUCAAGCUGGCUUAAGGGGCUUGUAUGGGCAGCAGAAUCUCACCACAUGAGAGCAAUCCAUGGCUGUAGCUGGAGCAAUAUUGAGAGUGAUCUAGCAUUGUCUCCCACAAGGAAAUACACAGUGACAUCGGCUUCGUUCGUCAGGUCCACCGUGAACGCUUCUAUUGAGAUUUCAAGCAGUUCAUUUCUCACAGCCACUGGUCUCUGUGCAAACGCUAACAAAGGUAAGUCAAGAUCCUCCCUGCACAGACUCCCUUUGGCAGCUGAUAAAACAGAACAUCAAACAUCAAAGACGGCAUUUUAGCGCUUUGAUACAUGAUUAUGUAUAGUUACUUAAGCACCUUGUGCUAACCUUUCAAAUACACAUGUUCGGGAUUUCUUGUUAUGCUAUCGUCCUUCUCAACUUCCGAUUUCAUGGAGGAAGUUUUAGUGGUUUUUGCCUCUAGUGAAGGCUUUCUCCAGGGACCCAAUUCACGAUAGAAAAGAUUCAUCUGUCGGUCUAAGAAUACAAAAAGUUUGAUCCAC
This is a messenger RNA of Physcomitrium patens, 4525 nucleotides long. RefSeq lists its product as uncharacterized. The record is from RefSeq and is a predicted model, not a curated record. NCBI's taxonomy places the organism in Eukaryota, Viridiplantae, Streptophyta, Bryopsida, Funariales, Funariaceae.